This is a messenger RNA of Cuscuta epithymum, 2603 nucleotides long. The record is from the annotation of a GenBank genome assembly. Lineage: Eukaryota; Viridiplantae; Streptophyta; Magnoliopsida; Solanales; Convolvulaceae.
ACUAUCCAGUAUUCCAGUGGUUGGGGACUCGGGUCUUUUUUAGCCAAACGGGUCAACGUUAGUCAACGAGGCUGUCGGGUUGCCAGCUCAUACCUAAGUUCAUGUCGCUUCUUCCUCGCCUCAACUCCUAAGCUUCGAUUUCAGCCGGAUUCUCACGAUCCAGAAACAUUUUGAUCUUCAUUACAGUCGAGAAACGACAAAGAAAAAUAAGAAACAGUUUCUGCAGCGGUUUUCUACUUAGCUUCGCCCAGCUCUGCUCAUAAAGGGGAGGCAGACAUAACAAUGGCGUUCCUGUUUGGUCUUGUGAUAGGAGUCGUCGUUGGCCUAGCUUUGAUAGUCGCGUUUGUGAAAUCUGAGAACGCCCGAUCCAAACGCCGUUCCGAGCUCGCCAAUACUGUUGCGGCGUUUGCAAGGAUGACGGUGGAGGAUUCUAGAAAGAUUUUCACCCCGGACCAGUACCCUUCGUGGGUUGUCUUCUCUAAGCGACAAAAGUUGAAAUGGCUCAAUAGUCAUCUUGAAAAGAUAUGGCCAUAUGUGAAUGAGGCAGCCUCUGAUUUGAUCAAGAUGAGUGUUGAGCCUGUUCUUGAGUCAUACCGACCGGUGGUUUUAGCCUCAUUGAAGUUUUCAAAAUUCACUCUUGGCACUGUUGCACCCCAAUUUACAGGAGUAGAAAUCAUUGAAGAUGGAAGUGAAAGUAUUACCAUGGAGUUAGAAAUGCAAUGGGAUGGAAAUCCUAAUAUAAUACUUGAUAUUAAGACUUAUGUCGGUGUUGCACUACCAGUGCAGGUGAAAAACAUUGGUUUUACUGGAGUUUUCAGGCUGAUCUUUCGCCCACUUGUUGAUGAGCUUCCUUGCUUUGGAGCAGUUUGUGUAUCUUUAAGACAGAAGAAAAAGCUCGAUUUUACACUUAAAGUAAUUGGUGGCGAUCUGACAGCAAUACCCGGCAUGGCUGAUGCAAUUGAGGGUACAAUACGAGAUGCUAUUGAAGAUUCUAUCAUGUGGCCUGUCCGAAAAGUUAUUCCUAUAUUGCCUGGGGAUUACAGUGAUCUUGAACUGAAGCCUGUUGGAAAAUUAGAGGUGAAACUUGUACAAGCAAAAGGUUUAACCAAUAAAGACCUCAUUGGAAAGUCUGAUCCUUUUGCUGAGUUAUAUGUACGCCCAGUACGUGAUAAAAUUAAAAAAAGCAAGAUAAUUAACAAUGAUUUGAAUCCAGUCUGGAAUGAGCAUUACCAGUUUGUUGUUGAAGAUCCAUUAACACAACACUUGGUGGUAAAGAUAUAUGAUGAUGAAGGAUUUCAAGCUAGUGAGUUACUUGGAUGUGCUCAUGUUCGGUUGAAUGAACUUGAACCUGGGAAAGUGAAGGACUUAUGGUUGCCAUUGGUUAAAGACUUGGAGAUACAAAGAGACAAAAAAGAUAGAGGGCAGGUGAACUUGGAACUGUUGUAUUGCCCAAUUGGCACGGAGAAUGGGUUUGCUGACCCUUUUGAUGAUAAUUUUUCAAUGACUUCGUUAGAGAAAGUUCUUAAAAGUGGUGCAGAGUUGAAAGAAAAUGGAAGCAAUGUCAAAAGAAGGGAGGUAAUUGUACGGGGGGUACUUUCGGUCACUGUGAUAUCUGCUGAUGACCUUCCCGCAGCUGAUCUUCUUGGGAAAGCUGAUCCCUAUGUUGUUCUAACUUUAAGGAAAGCUGGUACAAAGAACAAAACAAGGGUUGUCAUGAAAAGUUUGAAUCCAGAAUGGAAUCAGACUUUUGACUUUCUUGUUGAGGAUGGAUUGCAUGACAUGCUGACUCUAGAAGUCUGGGAUCAUGACACCUUUGGAAAGGAUUACAUGGGACGAUGCAUCUUAACAUUGACGAGGGUGAUAAUGGAAGGUGAAUAUAAAGAAUCCUAUGACUUAGAUGGUACCAAAUCAGGAAAGCUCAACUUGCAUCUCAAGUGGACACCACAACCGAUUUACAGGGACACCUAAGUCACAAACGUUUUUUGUGACCUUCCUGAUUUUUGUAGAUUCAUUGCCAGAACUCAGAAGCUUGAGAGAUUGUCAUUGUAACGUUGUGGUGUACAUAGUAUAGUUUCAUUGUUUAGCAGAGAUUUAUGGAGAAGGCACAUACAUAGCUACAAAUCUCUAGUACUGGAGUGCGUUGAAGUGAAUUGAAAAAAAAUUGAAAGAAUUAUAUAAAUAAUAUAGUUAUAUAGGUCAUUAGGAAAUCCAGUUUGAUAAAUGUUCCUUCCUUUUUACUUGAUAGGUUUUGCAUUGUCUUCUAGGUUUUAAUGUUUUAUAUAUCAAAAUAUCAGCAGACAGCAAUGCUUUCAACUUUCAAGUGUGUCUUGCUGAGUGAGUACUUUGUAUAGGCGUACUUUUCAGUGUUUGUUUCUUGUUUUUGUUACCUGUUGAGAUGAUUUUCACAAAUGGUGAUCUUUUAGUCUUUGGGGUUAGCUCGAGUGGUCGUGCACUUGUUGUAUCCUCUUGCCUCAAGCGGCAGUGUGAAAGUUAGUUUUUUAUUGGGAAUCUGGUGAUGUUUGAUCAGUUAAUGUUGGUUAUAUGAGAACAUGUGGAGAAUGAUUUCUUCGGUGUGCGGUGGUGUAUAAAUGAUGCUUGAAAUC